AUGACCCUAUUUUCUAAACCACGCCAUAAUCAACCUGACGAUAGUAACGGUCAAAAGCCUCUGUUCAUGACUCCACAACCUGGACACACUGAAAAAAAAAUAGCAGUCCCAGCAUUUAGCAACAGCUCACAACGAACAUUUACACACACACGGAGCUCCAAUUUUGCAGAGAAUGCGGCCUCCAGAAAUCUGGCUGAAUCUAGCCUCCAUUUUCCCAGUUUCAAGUUCAACACGACAACUUCCCGCCUGGAGUCGCACAGCCCAAGUUCUCAGCGCUCACCUUCCUUCUAUGACACAAAUAGCGGACUAUCAGCAAAGCGUCCCAAAGUGGAGAUAAAGAAAGAGGACCACGACAUUGAUGGACACAAGAAGUUUACGAUGCCCGGAAAGCAACUUUUACAACAUUUUCCUGCAGAAUAUCGAUACCCCCCAUUAAAGACGACCACAGAAGAGAUCGGUUCUCAAGCAAGUUUAGGUGUCCUUGGGAGUGAUAUGACUGAAGAGGACCUCAUCAUCACAAAAAUGGCUAGCAGUAAUCGUCGAGCGAAUGUUGAGCUAGUGAGACUGCGGGAACAUAACGCCGAACUCGAAUCCCAGCUUAGUAUCAAGACUGAACUCGUCGCCGAUCUCUCACGACAGAAUACGGAGUUGUCUCGUCAGGCGUCGGACGCCUCUCAUCAGAACUCAGAAUUAUCUCGACGAAUCGCCCAACUUAAAUCGACAACCAAGGAAGCGAUUGACAAGGCUAACAGGAGUUGCGUCGAACUCAGAGAUUCUUAUGAGGCGCUCCGAAUUCAAUUUCAAGCAUCAUCUACCUUGGUGAACGAUGCCCGAAAAACAAUGGAAAGCCUUGAGGAGCUUCGGGACGCCGCUCGCACCGGCCUCCAAGUAUUCCUCGACGAUACUGGGCAUCUACCCAAUGUGGGCCAGACAAGGACAGUUGUGAACGAGCUACAGGCUGAGCUUACUCGGACUCAACAGGUGGCCGAUCUCCUGCGUGAAAAAUUGCAAAAUAUGGGUUCUGAGCUGAUAGAUUCCCGGGCGCGCGUUGCGGAACUGGAGGAGCAUUUUGGGAACGAUAGAAAGUUAAUUGCCUCAACAACAUCGGACCUUGAGCGAACCUCCGAGCGCGUUGUAGAUAUUGCUGAGUACCUGAAGCUCCAGAAGCAUGAAACAAUUGACGCUCUCAGCAAACUGGCGCAAGCGGAGGAUCGGCUGGCUCACAGCCAGUCACGCUUGCAAGAACGCGAGGCGAUGGUACAUUCCAUGCGGCAAGAGAUGGAAUCUAUGAGACAGGAGAUUUCCGAGUUUGAAGAAGCUAUGCAUGACGGUAAAGCGCAAACUCGGAUCGUGCAGAACACUGUAACGUUUCAGGAACAACACAUAAAGGACCUAGAGGAGAGGUUACAAAAGGCCGAGACGGAGUUAGUACAUGCUCACAAUAGAUCGCAAGACCUUGAAUCUCGCUUGGAAGCCUCGAACGAUAUUGAGAAAACUCUGGUUCAGCAGAAUGCGCGCCUCACCUCCGAAGGCGAAUCUAUCAGGGAGCGACUCCAGAUUGCUGAAGCGGGACAGGCAGAUAUCCGGAAUCUAGAAAGGGAGGUAUCAGCACGGAGUGCGAGGCUUGUGUCGGAACGCGAUACACUCCUUGACAAACUUCAAAUUGCACAUGGGCAGCUGGCAGAUGCGAAUCGAGAGGAGGAAAGCUACCGCGAAAGGCAAUUUGCAGAAACGCGAACGUCGCUGAAGGUUCUUCAGGAACGUUUCGACGACCAGUCCGUUACUCUCAGGCUCACCAAGGAAUGUGUCGGCGAAGCUCAGGCUCUGAACGAAAAGCUGGCGGAAUCUGUCAGCCGCGUCAGUGUUGUGGAGGAACGCGAACGCUCAUUGCAGCGUAGACUCGACGAAGCCAUCGUCGCCACAACCGCCGAACGGGACUUGAUUGGCAGCCUUCGGAAGGAACUUUUAGACUGCCAGAUAGACCUCUCCCGGCAGCAGGGCAUUCAACGAGCCACAGAGCAAAUUGCAGAACAACGCGUUCGCGAUGCUGAACGACGAAUCGAAGAGUUAAACUCUAAAACAGACUCUCAGCGUGGCGAGCUGGGCCAGAAGCAACAAGUCAUAUCCGAACUGACCCAGCGCCUGGCUAUUGCCGAAACUCCUUCUGAUCUGCACGAACAAGAGCUCCUUGUUCUGAAAACGCGCAUUCGCGACCUUGAACAAUCCGAAACGCAACUUCUCCAAAGAUCGACGAACAUCACCGUCCGACAUGAACAAAAUGACCUGAAUGACAACGAGUGGACGUUGGUCCAGAACCUUGCCAAAAAUGCCACAGAAGUCUUUGAGCGCGAGCUAGCAGAAAAGAACAAUGAUAUUCGAAGGAGAGACAACCUCAUCAAGCAACAUGAAGCUCGCAUCAUGCAAUUAGAAGCAAGCCUAGCCCGUCGCAUUAGGGAAGUUCCACAAGUCGGAAGCUCAAGGCACGAUAAGCAAGAUGAAACUUUCUGGAACGAGCCCCCAUCCGGACCCGGGGACCCACAGAAUUCCGGUGUGCAUGGGGCAACGAACCAUUUAAUUGUCAAAGAACCUCGACGUGCCGACCACAUUCCACUCGCGAACAGUGACUCCGAAAUUGAAGACGAGAAGGACCUCGCAAUGCGGCAAGUGAAGCGGACGAUCUCUGUCGAUGAUGAAGAGUUGACCAGACCGGCAAGGCGACCGGUCCCAGGUCCAUCAAAGAAGAAGACGAACAAGCGACAGAAUCGGUAG
Suillus fuscotomentosus is the source of this 2769-nucleotide messenger RNA. RefSeq lists its product as uncharacterized. The transcript is spliced from 19 exons. Lineage: Eukaryota; Fungi; Basidiomycota; Agaricomycetes; Boletales; Suillaceae. The record is from RefSeq and is a predicted model, not a curated record. The coding region runs from base 1 to 2769 and encodes 922 amino acids.